Molecule: messenger RNA, 2244 nt
Organism: Exophiala xenobiotica
Lineage: Eukaryota; Fungi; Ascomycota; Eurotiomycetes; Chaetothyriales; Herpotrichiellaceae
Exons: 3
Coding region: 1-2244 (747 amino acids)
Source: RefSeq, a predicted model, not a curated record
AUGGGUGGCUCUCGUGGGGUCCAAAAUCCCGAGACAGGAUAUGAAGGUCUCCAGCACGGAUACUCUAACACGAUAUCACAGCAUCCUACUACAACUCGUAUCAACCUCAAAAAAAUCGGCGCCAAUGAAGAUAGCAACAAUUUCCAUGGCCAUGGCCAACUCCUACCACGCUUCUGGUUGCGCACACUGACCUGCAUAUUCGUCCCUCUGCUGGUCACAGCGUACUAUGGGGGUCUCUACGCAUACUGGAUACUCAGAUACGACGAUGGCGGGCCCGUGGCACAAGGACCACCUGCUGGGCGGUGGGCUUAUUAUAUAUGGUUCGUCGUCAGUGCCACUGGGAUUGGUCUUUCGAAAUAUGGUCUUGCCGGGGUCGAGGCCGGCAUGCUGAUGGACAAACGAUGGGCUGCAAAAAAUGCUAUGCAGUUAAUGUCGCACUGUGAAAAGACCUGGUCUGGACCAUCAGGCUGGGUCCGCAUGCGUACCAUCCCAUCCCCGACCUGGCUACUCCUCGCCGCAGUCAGCUUGACACCAUACGUCGCCCUGCCCCUGUCCGGCUUCACGCUGCAGCUCACCACCGGCUAUUCCACAAGCAACUCCUCCACUUCAUACGCAACGCUCGUUGGCCAACGGCAAGACACGUUCCUCGACCAAAACUUACAAGACGUCUUCACUCGCUCCUUCAACCGCUGGAGCACAUCCACCUCCUCCGCCCUCUCCUCUCGCUCAGCAUACUAUGUCCCCGCCGACAACAGCACCCUCAUCGACCGCACCUGGCUCCAGUCCUUCCCGAACAUAUGGCCCGACUGGCCUGCAAUGUCCGUCUUCAUCGCGCCGCAAUCCACGUCCGUUGUGGCUGGCGAGGCAUGGGGCCUGGAAUCCACAUUCAAUUGCACCAUCGUCUCCGACAUUUCGCAAUUCAUCCUCCUCAGCCAGCGCAACAGCAACGGCUCCGCGCCGCGAUGCCAACCUAUUACCUUCAACUCCUCGGACGCCACGCCAGAGUACAUGGGCCUUCCCGACCUGUGUGACUUUGACGUGUACACACUCAACCCCAUCUCGAACGCCACACUGAUCGACUUGAACGUCAUCGACAGCGUCUCUUUCCCCGUCGGCAUAAUGGAGAUGGCGGUCGGCUAUAACAAGUCGGAAUGGCAGUCCAUCCCAUUUAGCAACCUCGACCCCGUGACCUUCGAAGCCGCGCUGUGGCAGAACCCCAUCAAAAUGGUCCAGAAAUGCGCACCGCUCGAACGACUCGUCUCGAACGCUCUCGGCACGACCGUCAAGGGCAUGCAGAAAUCCUUCCGCCUCGACGACGUCACAUCCGAACUGACCGGCCAAGACGACACGUCGCUGAAAACACUCGACGCCAUCGGAUUUCGCUGCCAAUCGCGCUACCGCACCGGCACGGCCACUCUCGACGGCCGCACAGGGACCUGCGACGGCUUUUCGUAUUCCGAAGCAUCGUCCAUGGUUUCCGCGACACCCGUCCCCAUCGCAACGGCCAUCCCGCGAAUCUUUCGCUCCGAGGUCUCCGCCGCGCUGAGUCUGCAGGACAUGUACGGCCAAACGGCGCUGAGCGCGACCAUAGACAGUCUCCCGCUCGAUUUUACCGAGGAUUCGAACAUGGAUCUCAACCCGAUGGCCUACAUCGCCAGCAACGUCAGCUGGUUGCAGAACAUAUACAAAUCGGCCGACGCGUUCUACCGACAGCCCCUGUAUUGCGACGACCAGGGGAAUGUGAACGUCAGUCUCACGAGCACGUGGCAGCAACUCCAAUUGCUCAAUUCGACUCAAUUCAUGACGAGUAUGGUGAGAGCGUUCAAGGCGUACGCGCUCGAAAUGGCCAGGCCCACUGUGCAGGAUCGCCAGUCCGCGCCGUGGACCGACCGACUUAGUACCGUCCAGCCCGCUUUGAUUGUCAGUUCAGGCGAUGUCUCGCCGUUGCCGGUGUUGGUGUUGCUGGCGGUCUGGGCGACAAGCUGUGUGGUGCUCGGAGUUGUAUUCGGCAUCAGACGACGCUGGUCCGAAACGCUAGAUGGCUUCAGCAUGUUCAGAUUCGGUGCGGAUUUUCCCAUCUUCCACGCCAUGGAGAGGAGCAGUACGCGGCACUUCAGUGAGAGUGCUGCGCUGUUGAAUAUCCCGGGCCUGGUGGGUGAUUCGAGGCCCGAGAGCGGGGUGGGAUAUAUCUCGCUCGUCGACGGCCCCUGGGAUGCGGCGAAUAGGAGGAAGAAAUAUGUAUGA